GAUUCCCAGAAGGCGAUGGGGCCAAGGGCUGGUGUGCUCUUAGUGCGCAUGCGCCUUGGCGGGCUAGUUUGAUUUUUCGUCUGAGGCGGCGGCGACGAAGAAGAAGAAAUGGAAGCGGACGAGGAGGGAAGCCAGAGUGCAAAAGACAUCCUUCUAAAGAACAUGCACCAGCAGAACACCUCUCCAGGAAACCAGCCUUGCUUUGAAGAUGGGAAAGCCUCCAUUAAAGCACAGGGAAACGGGCUUUACCAAGAGAAAAUGGAGACUGAAUGUUUUGACAAACCUGAAAACCCUGCUAAUUUCAGCUGUGGUCUCCAGGUUGAGACAAGAGCCAGUCACUCUGGACUGUUAGCAGAGACUGGCAAGGAAGAUGGGCAUCUAAGCCCUUCUCUGAAGAAUGGGGAUUUCCAUGGCCCUGACCCAACAAAAGCACCUCCACAGACUCCUGGUUCUGACACAGGGAAUGAUUCCACCUCAUUUAAUGCAACCUUUGGGCAGUUGCCUAGUCGACCCGAGGCACGACGUUCCUUGAGUCGGUACAGUCUGAAGCUGGGCACGGAUCGACGAAAGUCAUUGCCUCCUCUUCAUUUGGAUGUCCCUGAGCUGAGUAAAGCCAUCAGCUUGGACUUGCCAGAGACUGAGAGAAUGGCAGCUCUGCUCCUUUCCAGUUUUCAGUAUGCUGCCCACAAACUCAAGUGCUCCUUAAGAGAAACUGACAGCUUUAAUAGUGAAACUUUUGAACAAAAUGUCAACAAGUUAUCAGAAGAGUUGAGAUUCUGGACAAGGAAACUGCAGCUAGAUGGAACUCUGCAAAAAUGCUUUGAAGAUAACAGAGCGAGUAAGCCGGAUCCUGCAUUUGAGGCAUCAGUAUCUGUCUUAAAAGAGAAAAUGGCCAGGUUGUCUGAGGAAAGUCAUGCUUGGGAUGAAGUGCUUCACAGUUAUCAGAAAAAUGCUGAGGAUGUGGCCAGGCAACUGCAGCAGUGUGAACUGAAGCAAGGACCAGAGGACCCUUCAAGCUACCUUGGGACAUCCCAGGCUCAUGUGCUUCAAACCAAACCAGAUUACCAGAAAAUAGUGGAUCGUGAAGGAGAUGUCUUAUAUGACAUAGAGAGAGUGCUGGAUGAAAUCAAUCAAAUAAUCAAGGUGUGUCAUGUUUAUAAGGAAGACAUUGCACUGUAUCUUCAGCAACUAUCAGCACAAUUUGCAUUGAAGGCUUCCAAUAAAUACACAAACUCACCUGCCCGGAAAUUGCUCCGGCUCUUCCAGACGAAGCUAGCUUCACUUCCGCCUCCAGAUCGGUAGAGGCAGUUGUAUUCCUGUCCCAGCUGUGGGCUUGGAUAUGGUCUCACUGUUGCUUGGUUCUCAGUACUCUUUUCCUGCUCUACUCUUUUUCUUCUGCUUGGUGUGAGCUAUGCCUUUGCCCCUGAGCUGGACAAAGGGACAUUCAAAAAAUAUUUGACCAGUACUUUUUGGUCAGAUAUUUGAUUGACAAUGUCUCUGUUUUUGGAAACAAAUAAGAUGAAAAUUCUUCUUUCUCAGCUCAUCCUUUGUGGCUCCACUAGGCAAACACAAUGCACUUGGACUGGUAGAAUAUAGCAGAGAAAAUAACCUUUACUCAAAUUCUAAUUCCACCAUACAACAGCAUAGUAUUUGAGUCUUGGGUUUUCUUUUCUUUCACAAUUUCAAAAAGAAUAGGCAAUAGGAGCUUGAACAUUUGGCUUUUGUAUCUUAUCCAAGAACCAAAGUUAUCCAAGAAGUAAACAUUGGAUGCAACUAUUGAGGACCCUUCCUCUAUUCAACUAUGCUAGAAGCAGAAGGCAAAUGAUCUUCAGAGUGAUGAAGAUGACACAAAUCUCUAUUGAGCUGUCACUGAGAAAGGUUUUAUUUUUUAAAAUAAUUUUUAUUAAGUUUUCUUACAAUUGUAUAUUUAAAAGUAAGAGGUUUUAGGAUUGAAGGUGGGGUAGAAUAGGGAAGGGGGGGUCGGGAAGAGGGGGUAAAAGUGGGGCCGAUCCAGGACUAGUGUUGGUUGUGGAAGGGGUUGCUUGGGUUGGGGAAAGAAAAAGGGGAUCUGGGGAGGGAGGGGGAGGAGAGGGGUGAAGAUUGUGAAAAGGGUUUUUUGACUUCCUCAAUCUUCUUCUCUCUGGUUCCAUAUUUUUUUUUACAUCUUUCUUUCUUCUGAAAUUGCUUCUUCCUCUUCUUUUGUGUCUUGUCUAGCUUUAUGUACUAAUAGAUAUUCCUCAAAUAACUUCCAGUCUGUUUUUUUCAUUGGUCUUCCAUAUGAAUCCUUUAGUGCAAAGGUCAAUUUAUCCAUAUCUUUAAUUUCAAUGAUUUUGUUUAUCCAUUCUUCCUUAGUGGCUACUUCUUUCUGUUUCCAUUUUUUUGCCAGAACUAUUCUUGCUGCAAUAAUACAAUAAUUGAACAAAAUGUCAUUAUUCUGGACUGAGAAAGGUUUUAUGAAUAUGUUUGUACUCCUACCUGAAACAGUAGAAGCUCUGUGUUUGUACACUGAUAUUUUGUGUAUCUUGCCUCAUGCACUUUCUUUGGUGUUCUGGUUUCUAUUUUAAAAUAAACGUAUUUGCAGUUAUGGUUAAA
Molecule: messenger RNA, 2592 nt
Organism: Anolis sagrei ordinatus
Lineage: Eukaryota; Metazoa; Chordata; Lepidosauria; Squamata; Anolidae
Gene: DSN1
Product: DSN1 component of MIS12 kinetochore complex
Biological process (GO): mitotic sister chromatid segregation; cell division
Cellular component (GO): MIS12/MIND type complex
Source: RefSeq, a predicted model, not a curated record